Messenger RNA from Trichogramma pretiosum, 864 nucleotides. Its product is annotated as sensory neuron membrane protein 1-like. Gene Ontology annotation, cellular component: cytoplasm; membrane. Bases 1 to 864 code for a protein of 287 amino acids. The record is from RefSeq and is a predicted model, not a curated record. NCBI's taxonomy places the organism in Eukaryota, Metazoa, Arthropoda, Insecta, Hymenoptera, Trichogrammatidae. The transcript has 5 exons. Gene Ontology annotation, molecular function: scavenger receptor activity.
AUGCACAAAGCCAUCAACAGCAUCUUCAAGAAGCCUGAGAGUCUGUUUACGCGAGUCCGCGUCCGGGACGUGCUGUUCGACGGGCUGCCGAUCGACUGCAACGUCACCGACACCGCAGGCACCGCCGUCUGCAAUCAGAUACAAAAAAGUCACGACGAGUACAACAUGAGACGCCUGUCCGACACGAUGUUUUCCUUCUCGAUUUUCGGCUCGAUGAACGCGACCGACAGCAGACAGCGCAGUCGGGUCUAUCGAGGCCUCAGAAACAUCCAGGACGUCGGCCGAGUCACGGAGUACGCGGGAAAGCGCGACAUCGGCGUCCGGGGCGACGGCUACUGCGAUCGAUUUCGCGGCACCGACGGCACCGUCUUCCCCCCUUACUACGACCCUCGGGGCCGCAACUCCGUCUUCGUCUACGUGCCGAGCUUCUGCCGCGAGGUGAACAUCAUCUACGAGGCCCCGAGCAAGUUGAAGGGCAUCGAGACCCCGAGGUACAGGACGGGAAAGAUCAAGUUGGCGAAAAAUUUUCCGGAGGCUCUGCUGCCUCUUUUCUGGCUGGAUGAGCACAUCAUCGUGCCCAAGUGGCUGAGGCGCGAGCUGCGCAUGACCCACUUUGCCUUGAAAUCGGUCAAAGUCAUCGUACAUUUGAUGAUAGUCGGUGGUUUGGGCUUGUUCGCUUACACCUUUUACAAGGAUUACCGGACGACGAAGUUCAGCGCGAAAAAAGUCACGUCGACAACGAGCAGUCAAAAGCGUUCUCCGAUGGAGGUAAAGACGAUGUUCGAAUCUGAUCAGGAAAAGACGCAAGAACUAGCGGUAAGCUUGCAGAAGCCAACCUUCGUAAUACCGACGCCAAUGAAGUGA